Molecule: messenger RNA, 702 nt
Organism: Abrus precatorius (Indian licorice)
Lineage: Eukaryota; Viridiplantae; Streptophyta; Magnoliopsida; Fabales; Fabaceae
Exons: 3
Coding region: 1-702 (233 amino acids)
Source: RefSeq, a predicted model, not a curated record
AUGGGAAGGCCACGUAUUAGGUUGCACGGUUUGUGCAUUGGUCACGCCAUGCCUCGUGUUCGUGCCUGUUCUUUAUUAUCUUCUUUUCGAUCCAAGACCUCUUCCUCUGCUUCUAUCAAAUAUGCUAACAGAACUGAGUUUUCAAGCAACGGUGGCCAUGAUACUGGUAGAGGCAAGCCUGAUAAGGGGGCUGAAACUGGUAAUAAGAUAAUGGUUGUUGUGGAUUCUAGCUUUGAAGCUAAAGGGGCGCUUGAUUGGGCACUCUCACACACCGUUCAGAGCCAAGACACUGUUGUUCUUGUUCAUGUAGCCAAACCCAUCAGGGAAGGUGCAGAGAGAGCUACUAAAUUUAAUGUGAAGGCGUAUCAACUUCUCCUUGAUAUGAAAAGUAUGUGCGAAACGAAGAGACCCGGGGUGAAAGUGAAUGUAGUAAUGGUUGAAGGAGAAGAAAAGGGUGCUGCUCUAGUGGAAGAAGCAAAGCAACAGAGGGUGUCAUUGUUGGUUGUGGGACAAAGAAAGCGAUCCACGUUGUGGUGCUUAACGAGGAGGUGGUGGGUACGAAAGGGAACAAGAGCUGGAGUUGUUCAGUAUUGUAUACAGAACUCGCCUUGCAUGACCAUUGCGGUUAGGAGGAAGAAUAAGAAACUCGGAGGCUAUUUGAUUACUACCAAACGCCAUAAAAAUUUUUGGCUCUUGGCUUAG